Molecule: messenger RNA, 3510 nt
Organism: Sinocyclocheilus anshuiensis
Lineage: Eukaryota; Metazoa; Chordata; Actinopteri; Cypriniformes; Cyprinidae
Product: potassium voltage-gated channel subfamily H member 5-like
Exons: 11
Coding region: 119-3166 (1015 amino acids)
Biological process (GO): potassium ion transmembrane transport; regulation of membrane potential
Cellular component (GO): plasma membrane; voltage-gated potassium channel complex
Molecular function (GO): voltage-gated potassium channel activity
Source: RefSeq, a predicted model, not a curated record
GAAGCACCAGGGCAGCCAGCGCGCAACGUUACCAUGAGCCUCCCCGCUCCGCCUGCAGAGACUCCACGCGCAGAGAGUGCCCACCUGACGAGAGCAGCGCGACACCCACAGCCGCACGAUGCCCGGGGGAAAGAGAGGGCUGGUGGCACCGCAAAACACUUUCCUGGAGAAUAUCGUCAGACGCUCGAGUGAGACAAGUUUCUUGCUGGGGAACGCUCAGAUUGUGGACUGGCCUGUAGUUUAUAGUAAUGACGGCUUCUGCAAGCUGUCUGGAUACCACAGAGCAGAGGUCAUGCAGAAAAGCAGCACAUGCAGUUUUAUGUAUGGGGAGCUGACAGACAAGAAGACCAUAGAAAAGGUGAGACAGGCCUUUGACAACUAUGAGUCCAACUGCUUUGAAGUGCUGCUGUACAGAAAGAACAGAACUCCGGUGUGGUUCUACAUGCAGAUUGCACCGAUCCGAAAUGAAAAUGACAAAGUGGUUUUGUUCCUGUGUACAUUUAAGGACAUCACUGUCUUUAAACAGCCUAUUGAAGAUGAAAGCACCAGGGGUUGGACCAAGUUUGCACGUUUGACUCGAGCGUUGACGACCAGCAAAAGCACCAUUCAGCAGCUCACGCCCAUGAGCAGAACUGACAUCACUUCACACAAACACUCCAGACUCGCAGAGGUGCUUCAACUCGGCUCUGACAUUCUUCCGCAGUAUAAGCAGGAAGCCCCUAAGACCCCGCCUCACAUCAUCUUACACUACUGCAUAUUUAAGACCACCUGGGACUGGGUCAUCCUCAUCCUGACCUUCUACACCGCCAUCAUGGUUCCUUACAAUGUUUCCUUCAAGACCAAACAGAAUAACGUCACGUGGCUGGUUCUGGACAGCGUUGUGGACGUCAUAUUCCUUGUGGACAUCGUGCUUAACUUCCACACCACGUUUGUCGGGCCAGGAGGGGAGGUGAUCUCGGAUCCGAAGCUGAUCAGAAUGAACUACCUGAAGACCUGGUUCGUAAUAGACCUGCUGUCCUGUCUGCCCUAUGACAUCAUCAACGCUUUCGAAAACGUGGAUGAGGGCAUCAGCAGCUUGUUCAGUUCUCUGAAGGUAGUUCGACUGCUUCGAUUGGGUCGUGUUGCACGUAAACUUGACCACUAUUUGGAGUACGGCGCAGCUGUGCUCAUGUUACUGGUCUGUGUGUUUGGAUUGGUGGCUCACUGGCUUGCCUGCAUAUGGUACAGCAUUGGAGAUUACGAGGUCAUUGAUGAACAAACCAACAGCGUCAAGACUGACAGCUGGCUCUACCAGUUAGCCACCAGCAUUGGAUCCCCGUACCGGUACAAUGCCAGUGGGACUGGCCAAUGGGAGGGCGGCCCUGGGAAAGACUCUCUGUAUAUAACAUCACUAUAUUUCACCAUGACCAGCCUGACCACCAUUGGCUUUGGAAACAUCGCGCCAACUACAGACGGAGAGAAGAUCUUCUCUGUGGCCAUGAUGAUGGUUGGAUCUCUCCUUUACGCGACUAUCUUCGGUAAUGUGACAACCAUUUUCCAGCAGAUGUAUGCAAACACCAACCGUUACCACGAAAUGCUGAAUAACGUGCGGGAUUUCCUCAAGCUCUACCAGGUGCCCAAAGGCCUCAGUGAGAGAGUGAUGGACUACAUCGUCUCCACAUGGUCCAUGUCCAAAGGCAUCGACACAGAGAAGGUGCUCUCCAUCUGCCCCAAGGACAUGCGGGCAGACAUCUGCGUGCACCUGAACACGAAGGUGUUCAACGAGCACCCAGCAUUCCGAUUGGCCAGUGACGGAUGUUUGCGCUCAUUGGCCGUGGAGUUCCAGAUGAUACACUCCGCCCCCGGUGACCUCAUCUUCCAUGCGGGUGAAAGCGUGGACCUGCUCUGCUUCGUGGUGUCAGGGUCACUGGAGGUCAUCCAGGAUGACGAGGUCAUCGCUAUACUGGGUAAAGGGGACGUGUUUGGUGAUGUGUUUUGGAAGGAGACAACUUUGGCCCACUCAUGCGCUAACGUUCGGGCGUUAACGUACUGUGAUCUUCACAUCAUAAAGAGAGAAGCCUUGCUGAAAGUGUUGGACUUCUACACAGCGUUUGCCAACUCUUUCUCCCGAAACCUCAUUCUCACCUGCAACCUACGCAAAAGGUUUAUAUUCCGGAAAAUCAGCGACGUGAAGAAGGAGGAAGAAGAGAGGCAGCGCUCAAAGAAUGAGGUUCCACUCACCAUUCCUGUGGACCACCCGGUCCGAAAACUUUUCCAGAAGUUUAAACAGCAGAAAGAGCUCCGUAACCAGGGCGCUUCGGCCCAGCUGGACUUGGAGAAAAAUCAGCAGCAUCUACAGCAGCCCACACGCAUGCCGAAACCUCACACCUCCCUCAUGCAGAACUCGCUGCACGCGGUUCAGAACGGGUUCACCAGCAGCGUGGUCACCAUCUCCCAGAUCACACCCAUCCAGAACUGCCUGGCCUACCCUAAAGCGGCCGACUCCAUUAAGCAGAACAACCGCGACAUCAUGGAACUCAAACCUGCUGUGGCCAGCGGUGACCAAGUCGCAAAUCGACUCAAAGUGAAUAACACCGCACGGACCAAACCCGCAGGAACCGCCCGUGGCUGGAUGAGACUGAAAAACAACAUGGCUGCCCCAGGUUCACCUCCAGCGGAUGAGAGGAAAGAGGGAUUGAACAAUGCAGCUAAGUCCAUGUCCAUGGAGCGCAUUUCACCAGAAGUCAAAGUUCAGAUAGAAAGUGUUGAGGAGGUUGGAGCAUCCAGGAAGAAUUCACUCCGCAAAACGUACUCUUGGGAUAGUGGCUUGACAUACAGCGACCAGAGACUGGAUAGGGUUUCAGAACCCCAGAGCCCUGUUCCUGGAGUCGGUGGAGGAGAAGGAUCAGCCCGGGAUUUUUACCCCAGUAGCGAGAGCUCAUUCCAGGCCACGCUGCAGGAGGCAAGGCUGGAGCUGCGGAAAGACAUCCAAGCCCUGAAUGGAAGGAUGGCAGCUUUAGAAGAACGGGUCGGACAAAUUCUCAGGCUGCUUUUAGAGACUUCAAAGCCCACGUCUAGUGAAGAUCCAACCUCAAAAAUGCACCGACCCAAACUCAAAGCACAGAGCAGCAUCCCAGUGUCCACACUCAGUACGCCAGACUCUGAAAAGGACGAGGGUUUGCCAUAGGAAAACAGACUUUGCAUUCAGUAAGUAUUUGAGAUGAAGCAUUUGUAGCAUCACUGGGGUUUUGGUGCAUCCAAAUUUGGCACCUGUACCUGCAGCUUAUACAGGAACGCCCAAAAUAGGAGCUUGGGUUGGUUUCUAGCUUCGGAUUUCUGAGGAUAAAGCUGACACCUGAAUAUCUGUAUGGGAACAGGAGUUGGUUUCUGGAUCUAAAUAACUGCCAGGAACUCUAACCCAAUCAGAGAACAGUGGCAUGUACUGAUAAAUACAAAAAUAAGAGGAUUUUUAGUUUAGUGCUUUAAUGUUCAAUCAGCCCUUUUUUUGCACACUGAAGUAAUGGAACUACC